AUGCUAGACUACAAACUUCAACGUCUUAUAAACAACACCAUCAGAUUCAUCUUCAAUUUGAGAAGUGAUGAGCAUGUCACUCCCUACAGGCAUUCACUAAACUGGCUCACGUUUAAAUCUAAACUAAUGUACUCGUUAGCGUGCUUCAUCUACAAACUUCUAAAAUCAGGUGAACCAAAGUUCCUUAGAAGUUUCUUCGUUGAAGAAUCCACAGAUAUCAGAAGAUCGGAAAGAAUUGCUGCUAAACAAAUCAACAUGUCUUUUAAAAUGCCUAACUUCUCAACUACUACCUUUGAGCAUUCCUUCAUAAUUUCUGCGAUCCGAAUUUGGAGGGAAUUAUCAUUUGAAGUCACAAAUUCACUUAGCCUAAAUACUUUUAAAACUUUUGAAUUCUUCAUGAAGCGUGAACGAGACAAUGAAUCUUAA
Molecule: messenger RNA, 426 nt
Organism: Cotesia congregata
Lineage: Eukaryota; Metazoa; Arthropoda; Insecta; Hymenoptera; Braconidae
Source: the annotation of a GenBank genome assembly